GGACGACUGAGCGACCCAGCGAUUCCGGCUCUCCGCAGCAGUUUCCGUGCAUCGGAUCACCUCUCUGCAACUGCGCCUGCAGCCCGCCGUGUGCGGGAAAUUCGCUUUGCCAUCAUGGACUCUUCAACCUGGACCGUCACUGACCAUCCGGUGCAUCCCACGGCCGAGGAUGACUUCCAGCAGUUCCUGGACAUGGGUAGCAUGGGGAACUUAACCGAUGGCAUGAACUACAACUUCCAGGAUUUCCAGUCCUCCGCAGGCUCCCAGUUACUGCAAUCGCAUCCGCGGGAACAGCUGGACAUCCCCAUGAGCGGCACCGAUGCGCCGAUUCUGCUGUCGCCAAGCGUGCCCGCGAUGCAGCCGCACCAGAUGCCGGCCAUCACCAGUGCUGCGCCCAUCACCAGUGCUGCGCCUUAUCAGACGGUCCCGGCAACCAUGAUGCCCCCCCCGACUCCGACCGAGGCCAUCGUGGACAGUAUCGACGCUCAGAUCCAAUUCCUCCAGCAGCAGAAGCUGCGGCACCAGCAGCGGCAGAUAGAGGAACAGCAGGCCGCCUUCUUCACCCGCCAGCAAAGCCGCAUGGUGCCGCCAACCCCGCAAAGCCUGGAGAUCCAGCCUGGGUCCAAUCAGUUCUACGCUCAGCCCAAUAAUGCCUCUGAGCAGCGACCGCAGCAGAGCAUCGAGUAUCGGUACCAGAGGCUAAAAGACCAGUCAGAUAUGUCGUUCACUCCGCUGGUGUCGCCGGCGGUCACCCCUCUUGAUACUCAUUUCUCGGUUGACUCGCAGUUCGCGGUAUCGGGCGCGUACUUCAGCCCGUUAACGUCACCGGCUCUGCAUGCGCAGACCGACCCUCUUGCCAUGUUUGACCAGUUACACGGCAGUGUGACCACGAGCUCGCCCGUGGAUAUGGAGUUGGACUCCUCGGCCGCUCCAGCUAUGCCCAAUCCCGCGCCUGGUGACCUAACCAAGAAAAUGCGAAAGAAUGCGUCCAAGGCAAGGGCCAAGGCCGGCGGCGUGAAGCAGUCACCAAUCUCAAAACCGCUGCGGCGGAGGACCGCAACGACCCCGACCAUGAACGCCCAAGUCCUGAGCGAGCUGGCUGAGAGCGCGGAACAACAGCAGGAUUCCCAGCAGCUUCCCACUCCGAUGCUCCAGACUUCAUCCUCGUCCACGACCGGGAUGACGGAUUCUGAAGAUUCGGUAUCCCCAGAGGCCCUAAACGAUAGCGCCCCUGUCGAGAUGCCUCCGCCCCCAAUCCCCAAGUCGCGGUCUGCCAGGCCGUCCCCUUACAUUGCCCCUCAAACAAGUGUAGCUCCCAGUGUGCCCCAGCCUUCGCGGCCGGGGCUGGCGUCCCCCGCCGCCCCUGCGACCCCUGCGUCCCUCAUGAAACUCAGUUCGCCGAAUUCCCGCACUGCUGGCACCAGGCCCGGCAGCCAGGAAGUUGUCGAUACAGAGCACAUCGAAUCGUUUGAGCUCCCAGAAUCGGCAAACUUCUUGAAUAGGAAUCCGGCUCCGACAAAGGGCCCCGCAGCGCCGCCACAACCCUCGCAGGAUGGCGGUUCCUCCAAGACCCCGUCUCUUGCGCCACUCCCUUCGCCGUCCCUUGUGAAGCCGCCUGCAACCUCGUCCGCAACUCAAAGUCCGCAGUUGCUCGCUGGGUCUGGAGUCAGCUCGAGGAAAACCCCCCAGCUCUUGCCGAGAGGGAGCAAGAAACGAGGGAGCGUCAGCUCGAUCCCCGUCUCGCCAGCUUUGAGGCCAAAGAUAUCGCCGAGCAUCAAGCCCCUACUGCCCGGCGGCCCCGACAUCGAGGAGGCAGCGUCUCAUCUUCUCGCCACAAAGUCAAACUAUCAGCGCAUCCUCGAGGGCAAUACCGUCCCCGGGGUCUCGUAUCCGAGCGAGCUCUCGACCAACCUUACGUCGAAACGCACGUCGCACAAGAUUGCCGAGCAAGGCCGCCGGAACCGGAUCAACUCGGCCCUGCAGGAGAUCGCCACGCUGCUUCCCCGCCCGCCAAAAGACAGCGAGGGCGAGGGCAGCGACGGCAAGAAGGACAAGAGCGGGCACGUGCCAAACAGCAAGGCGAGCACGGUCGAGAUGGCAAUCGAGUACAUCAAGCAGCUGCAGAAGGAGGUUGCCGAUGCGACCCGGCGGGCUGAGGAGGCGGAGAAGAAGCUCGAGCUGAAGGCCGAGGGGAAGGUAGCCGAAGGGUCAGGCUGAGAGUUCC
This is a messenger RNA of Thermothielavioides terrestris NRRL 8126, 2224 nucleotides long. RefSeq lists its product as uncharacterized. Gene Ontology annotation, molecular function: protein dimerization activity. The record is from RefSeq and is a predicted model, not a curated record. The transcript has 2 exons. Lineage: Eukaryota; Fungi; Ascomycota; Sordariomycetes; Sordariales; Chaetomiaceae. The coding region runs from base 115 to 2217 and encodes 700 amino acids.